This is a messenger RNA of Pongo pygmaeus (Bornean orangutan), 1564 nucleotides long. RefSeq names its product carbonic anhydrase 9 (gene CA9). Gene Ontology annotation, molecular function: zinc ion binding; carbonate dehydratase activity. The transcript is spliced from 11 exons. Gene Ontology annotation, cellular component: plasma membrane. NCBI's taxonomy places the organism in Eukaryota, Metazoa, Chordata, Mammalia, Primates, Hominidae. Bases 33 to 1430 code for a protein of 465 amino acids. The record is from RefSeq and is a predicted model, not a curated record.
ACCGUGUGCUGGGACACCCCACAGUCAGCCGCAUGGCUCCCCUGUGCCCCAGCCCCUGGCUCCCUCUGUUGAACCCAGCCCCUGCUCCAGGCCUCACUGUGCAACUGCUGCUGUCACUGCUGCUUCUGGUGCCUGCCCAUCCCCAGAGGCUGCCCCGGAUGCAGGAGGAUUCCCCCCUGGGAGGAGGCUUUUCUGGGGAAGAUGAUCCACUGGGCAAGGAGGAUCUGCCCAGUGAAGAGGAUUCACCCAGAGAGGAGGAUCCACCCAGAGAGGAGGAUCCACCCGGAGAGGAGGAUCUACCUGGAGAGGAGGAUCUACUCGGAGAGGAGGAUUUACCUGAAGUUAAGCCUAAAUCAGAAGAAGAGGGCUCCCUGAAGUUAGAGGAUCUACCUACUGUUGAGGCUCCUGGAGAUCCUCAAGAACCCAAGAAUAAUGCCCACAGGGACAAAGAAGGGGAUGACCAGAGUCAUUGGCGCUAUGGAGGCGACCCGCCCUGGCCCCAGGUGUCCCCAGCCUGCGCGGGCCGCUUCCAGUCCCCGGUGGAUAUCCGCCCCCAGCUCGCCGCCUUCUGCCUGGCCCUGCGCCCCCUGGAACUCCUGGGCUUCCAGCUCCCGCCGCUCCCAGAACUGCGCCUGCGCAACAAUGGCCACAGUGUGCAACUGACCCUGCCUCCUGGGCUAGAGAUGGCUCUGGGUCCCGGGCAGGAGUACCGGGCUCUGCAGCUGCAUCUGCACUGGGGGGCUGCAGGUCGUCCGGGCUCGGAGCACACUGUGGAAGGCCACCGUUUCCCUGCCGAGAUCCACGUGGUUCACCUCAGCACCGCCUUUGCCAGAGUUGAGGAGGCCUUGGGGCGCCCCGGAGGCCUGGCCGUGUUGGCCGCCUUUCUGGAGGAGGGCCCAGAAGAAAACAGUGCCUAUGAGCAGUUGCUGUCUCACUUGGAAGAAAUCGCUGAGGAAGGCUCAGAGACUCAGGUCCCAGGAUUGGACAUAUCUGCACUCCUGCCCUCUGACCUCAGCCGCUACUUCCGAUAUGAGGGGUCUCUGACUACACCGCCCUGUGCCCAGGGUGUCAUCUGGACUGUGUUUAACCAGACAGUGAUGCUGAGUGCUAAGCAGCUCCACACCCUCUCUGACACCCUGUGGGGACCUGGUGACUCUCGGCUACAGCUGAACUUCCGAGCGACGCAGCCUUUGAAUGGGCGAGUGAUUGAGGCCUCCUUCUCUGCUGGAGUGGACAGCAGUCCUCGGGCUGCUGAGCCAGUCCAGCUGAAUUCCUGCCUGGCUGCUGGUGACAUCCUAGCCCUGGUUUUUGGCCUCCUUUUUGCUAUCACCAGCGUCGCCUUCCUUGUGCAGAUGAGAAGGCAGCACAGAAGGGCAACCAAAGGGGGUGUGAGCUACCGCCCAGCAGAGGUAGCCGAGACUGGAGCCUAGAGGCUGGAUCUUAGAGAAUGUGAGAAGCCAGCCAGAGGCAUCUGAGGGGGAGCCGGUAACUGUUCUGUCCUGCUCAUUAUGCCACUUCCUUUUAACUGCCAAGUAAUUUUUUUAAAUAAAUAUUUAUAAUAAAA